CGUGAGCUGGGCUAGUAGUCAUCCAACUUUAAAGCCAAUCGGUUCCAUCAUGUCCCAGAUCACCGAGAGCUGCUAUAAGUUGUGGGGUGGACGCUUCAGCGAGAAGCCCCACGAAGCACUCCAGUCGCUCAACAAUAGUCUGCCCUACGAUUCCCGCUUGUAUGCGGAUGAUCUGGAUGCCAGCAAAGCGUAUGCAGAGGCGCUCCACAGAGCGGGACACCUGAACGAAGCCGAGGCCGAUAAGCUGGUGAAGAAUCUGGAGCUGUUGCGAUUCGAUUGGAUCGAGGGAACGGUGAAGUUCCUGCCCGGCGACGAGGAUGUCCACACGGUCAACGAACGACUGCUGGUGGAGAUCACCGGCGAACUGGGCCAGCGACUUCACACGGGGCGGAGCAGGAACGACCAGGUGGUCACCGACAUGAAGCUCUGGCUUCGCAAGGCCAUCCGUGAGACGUUGGGGCGUCUGAGUGGAGUCAUCGAAGCAGCCACCCGGCAGGCGGAACUCCACCUGGGCGUCCUUAUGCCAGGAUACACGCAUCUACAGAGGGCCCAGGCCGUCCAGUUCUCGCACUGGCUGCUCUCCCACGCCUUCGCCUUGAAGGAGGAUGCUCAGCGGCUGGUGGAGCUGAGGGAUCGUUCUAAUAUUCUGCCCCUGGGAAGUGGCGCCCUGGCCGGGAAUCCCCUCGGCAUCGAUCGCUUGUGGCUGGCCGAAAGGCUGGGAUUCUCUGGCGUCACGGCCAACAGCAUGCACGCCGUGGGAGACCGCGAUUUUGUGGUUGACUUCAUCUAUUGUUGCUCCAUGGUGAGCCUGCAUCUGUCUCGCCUGGCCGAGGAUUUGAUCAUCUACAGCACCAAGGAGUUCGAUUUCAUCCGACUGGCCGAUGCCUUUUCCAGUGGCAGCAGCCUGAUGCCCCAGAAAAGGAACCCGGACAGUUUGGAGCUGAUUCGCGGGAUGGCCGGAGUGAUCACCUCCAAUCUGACGGGUAUUAUGAUGACCAUCAAGGGCACACCCUCCACCUACAACAAGGAUUUGCAAUUUGACAAGGAGUACGGCUUCCAAUCCUUCGACAAGCUGCAACAGGUGCUGGAAGUGACCAAUGGAGUUUUGCAGACGAUGGAAGUGAAACAGGAAUCGAUGGAGGCGGCCCUUAGCACGGAUAUGUUGGCCACUGACUGGGCCUACUAUCUGGUCAAGAAGGGCAUUCCCUUCCGUAAAGCACAUCACAUUAUCGGUCGCGUGGUUUCGGAGGCUGAAAAAAGAGGUGUGGAGAUUACUGAUUUGCCCCUGGGCGAACUGCAGGCCUUUAGCCCUUUAUUUGGAUCCGAUAUCGUUGGUGUGGCCGAUUACUCCAACAAUGUGCAGCAGUACAAUGCGAUCGGGGGAACCGCCAGUAGUAGCAUUGUGGAACAGUUGCGAUUGCUCAAUAAGUUCGCCAAGGAAUUGCGCAAACAGUCUUAGGAUCCCAAGUUUAUUUCAUUUUACGUUGUUUAACAAAUUAAAAAACUGCUUUAACAUUCAA
Molecule: messenger RNA, 1520 nt
Organism: Drosophila takahashii
Lineage: Eukaryota; Metazoa; Arthropoda; Insecta; Diptera; Drosophilidae
Gene: Argl
Product: Argininosuccinate lyase
Cellular component (GO): cytosol
Molecular function (GO): argininosuccinate lyase activity
Source: RefSeq, a predicted model, not a curated record